Hyposmocoma kahamanoa is the source of this 1292-nucleotide messenger RNA. Its product is annotated as calpain-C. Gene Ontology annotation, cellular component: cytoplasm. The transcript is spliced from 6 exons. Gene Ontology annotation, molecular function: calcium-dependent cysteine-type endopeptidase activity; calcium ion binding. Gene Ontology annotation, biological process: proteolysis. Lineage: Eukaryota; Metazoa; Arthropoda; Insecta; Lepidoptera; Cosmopterigidae. The annotation marks the transcript as partial. The record is from RefSeq and is a predicted model, not a curated record.
AUGGAAAUUAAUACCUAUAUACGAGCGCGAAAGACUUACAGCGUCUCCGAAAGGAUUCUGGAUGUUAUACUCAGACUUUGUGGCCACGUUCAGUUUGCUGGAAAUGGUGCACCUAGACGCGGAGACCAGUCGUGCGGAGCCAUCCUUGGCAGACAAACACAAAUGGCAGAUGAAGAUGCACCAAGGCGGCUGGAGGCGAGGAGUCUCUGCAGGUGGAUGCAGAAACUUCGUCAGCUUUUUUCACAUGAAUCCGCAAAUCCAAGUAGUGUUAAACGAACCUGAUACCGUAGUGGUAUCGCUCAACCAACACAGCACAAUGGACCCCAAAGUUAUUGGCUUCAGCAGCUACAAGAUGCCCAAGGCCCUCCUCGAAGUAGCGCCACCGAUCCUCUUCAAGAGAAUCAAAAGUGCCGUCAACUCGCAGUACACCAACAGUCGUCAAGUUAGUCACAGAUGCCAGUUGGAAGCAGGAGCGUACCUUAUCAUACCGACAACGUUUGAGCCACGAGAAGAAGCCAACUUUUCCCUAAGAGUAUUUUCCAACAAGCCUUUGAAAAUGAAGAUGUUAGACUACGCGCCGCAGAUGCUGAGAACAGCUGUGAUCAAAGCACCCCGUGUGGGUGAAACGAGUAGUUUUGCGCAGUACGAAGCUGUGUUUUUGCAACUAGCCGAUGAGCAUAGAACCAUAGACGCCUUCGAGUUGCAAGAACUGUUGGACGCUUGCUUGCCGAACGAUUACAUUAAGAGCUGCGCUUCGAUCGAUACCUGUAGGCAAAUUGUGCUCUCUAUGGAUAAAAACGGCACGGGACGCAUUUCACUGUCAGAUUUCAAAGACUUGAUGUGCAGCCUGAAGCACUGGCAAUUGGUGUUCAAAUCGCACGCACGCGAAAAAAUGGGUGUGCUGCGCGCGGAGAGGCUGCGCGACGCGUUGCGCGAGGUCGGAUUCGCAGUGCCCGAACGCGCGCUGGCGUUGCUCGUGCUGCGGUACAUGAGAAAAGACGGCAUGCUACGCUUUGGUGAUUUCGUCUCUGCGGUCUUGCAUUUACAUCGGGCAUUUAACGUUUUCAACACAAACGAUUCCUCGCAAAGCGACAACAUAAACUUAAAUCUAUCUGAAUGGCUAAAAUGCGCCUUGAUGUGUUAGCUGCAGCCGAUCUGCGAAGCUUUCUUGAGGGUAGUUUAAUACUUUAAAUAAAAGCGUGCAGUUGUAAGAAUUUAUAGCGACAAAGAAAACCGUGUUUCAACAACCUAUGGUUUUUCGUUAUUUUGAUAAAGCGUCGACAUGGAGACGU